AAACAUCAGCCAAUUACUUAAGAUGAGACCCAGCUAAAUACAAAAUUUCAAGGUCAAGAAGUUUUUACUCAAUAUUAUGUCGAAAAGGUGGAAAAUAUUCGCACUGCUCGUGGCAAGUGGUACUAUUUGGAUUUUCGUUUCUUUCGGAUGGUCCUCUCGGCCGGGUAUCAGUUCCCCGAUGGCAGCCCCCAUCACCCCCGCUUCUAAUACCGGGAAACUGAAAAGAAGCAUGAAACUUGACGAAAAUGGGAAAUAUCUUCCGUUUUACGGUUACACGGCACUCUGUAUGGUCGAACAUCCUCCCAGUUUCGGUCGACAGAUUGAAGAUUUCAUCCGAUCCUCCAGCCUGGGUCGGUUCUACGCUGCACUUCCGCAUGACACGUAUCACGUGACGAUAUUCAACAUCUAUACGAUUCAAUAUCAAACAAUUCCUCCGGUCGAGAGGUGGGUGAAGGAGAAAGGCGGCGUCAUCCCGAACAAUUCCUGGCUUCCGGAAUACGUUCUUCACAAGCAACACGUCCAAGCCACCAACCUCCUCGCCGCCGUCACGCCAUCCUUUCCCAUCGAAACCGUCGAAUUCCGGACUCCUUCCGACUACGCAGGCUUAUCCAUACUCGUGACCGCUCUUCACCCCGAUUUUAACCACGAGAUAACCCAACUGAGAGAGAAACUUGGCACAAUUUAUGAGCAUGACGACCCAGGAUUGGCCAAGAUGGGAUUUCACAUCACUUUGGCAUAUGCCUACAAGCAACUCCAAAUUUCAGACCAGGUUUCUCAAGAUUUGAACAUAUUGAGUGACAUGGUUCAAAAAUUUGUCGAAUUCAGGCUCAUAAAUCACGGAGUUUAUUUGUACGAUAGCAUGACCAACUUUAUUCUUUGGACGGAUCGAAAAAAUUAAUACUCAAAUUUUAUAAAGUUAUCUCUUGAAUAUAUGAAACUCGAAUAAAAUAGUAAAUUCUUCAAAUUUAA
Messenger RNA from Folsomia candida, 969 nucleotides. RefSeq lists its product as uncharacterized. The coding region runs from base 77 to 898 and encodes 273 amino acids. The transcript is spliced from 4 exons. The record is from RefSeq and is a predicted model, not a curated record. Lineage: Eukaryota; Metazoa; Arthropoda; Collembola; Entomobryomorpha; Isotomidae.